AUGUUUCCGUCGAGACUAGAACAGAAUCAGCUCAAGGCCAGCAUAGCAGCAUCCUACAACAAACUAUACGGUCAGUUCUCACUCAAUGAGCUGCAGGAGGUUGGAAACUACAGGAUUCUGAAGAUUGUCGGCGAGGGCAGUUUCGGAAAAGUCUAUCUAGCGAGCCAUCGCUUGACGCAUCAAAAAGUUGUUCUGAAAAUGGGCUCCAAAAAUGACCCCAACGUGGUUCGAGAGGUUUUCUAUCAUCGGCAAUUCGACUAUACUUACAUCACACGGCUCUACGAGGUUAUUGUCACCGAGAACUACGUUUGGAUGGCUCUGGAGUAUUGUCCAGGCAAAGAACUAUAUGAGUAUCUUUUGACUAAGAAGCACAUUCCACUGCCGGAAUGCUCCCAACUGUUUUCUCAGAUAGUAGGCGCAGUAUACUAUGCGCAUUCGAUGAAAUGUGUUCACCGGGACCUCAAAUUGGAGAACAUUCUGCUCGACAAGAAAGGUCAAGCUAAAUUGACCGAUUUUGGGUUUACGCGCGAAUGCGCCACCAAGGGCAUUCUGGAAACGGUUUGUGGCACUACUGUGUACAUGGCACCAGAGUUGAUAGAACGCAAACCUUAUGAGGGAUAUAAGAUCGACAUAUGGUCUUUAGGGAUUAUUCUGUACACAAUGAUUCAUGGUACCAUGCCAUUCGAUGAAGAAGAUGAGCUGAAGACAAAGUAUAAAAUUGUUAACAGCUUUCCGGUUUUUGAUUGCAAUUUAAUCAACGCCGAAGGGGAAGACUUGAUCACAAAACUUUUACAAAAGGAUCCACAGCAGAGGCCUUCUCUCACUCAAGUUUUGCAGCACCCGUUCCUUCAAUCAUAUGGGAGUGAUAUCCUUGAUAAAACCGAGAAAAUCAUAAAACGUCAAAGUCAUGGUUCCAAGAACUUUCACACCAAGUUGGAACGGAGGCUCUUGAAAAAGUUGAAACAGACUGGUUUUGACACCCAAUCGAUUAAGCAUUCUGUCAACAAGAAGAAAUGCGACAAUCUGUCUGGAAUGUGGCAUCUCCUUUUGGAAAAAGAGAAAAGGUGCGAAGUACUGCGACACCCUAGGAGAAGUCGAUCUGUUUUAUCUGUGAAAAAAGUCUUUGAUACCACAGCACCAAGUCGAAAGUCUACAGAUGAUAACAAAAGCAACUAUCCUCUAUCGAAGGCCACUUCUCUAAAACGCAUUAUAAGUAUGAAGAGCGACUCAGCCUCAAUUCGGCAGCCUACCAAUCUUUCUCAAUCCAAGGAAGCCAAGAAGGGUCCAUCUCAGAAUGCGGAGUUGUCUAAUGGAGGCGGAAAGUCUUCUAAAAAACCUAACUUCUUCAACAAGAUGUCAAAUUUCUUCAAAAAUAAAAAACAGACUGGAAGCUCUGCUGAGAGUAGAUCGACAAGUCCCACGUCUGACCCUGCUGAUAAGAGGAACCACAAUAAAAUUUCUUUCGAAUCACGAAAAUCUAGCCCUCAAAGGUCUCCUCCUCGCCCGGGGAACAAAACAACCAAGAGCGUUCCUCACUUAGGACAUAAUGUUACUGAUGCGAAGGAGGGUGGAGCAAAACUGAAGAUAGAGGAGCCAGUGUUAAAGAAAUUCAAAUCGAACUCCUCAAGCGAGGUGUCACGUCAAACUUCUCUGGGAAACUACGAUAGUGAGCUUGAUCAUAGGCCUCUUGCUGUCACUGGCUUACCUUCCUUCGAUGAAAGCAAGAAUGGAGUUCAAAAAGUACGACCAAUAUCGAUCUUAUCACAACAAUCCGAAAUAUCGAACGACACUUAUAACUCAGAGUACUCGACGGAUGGUAAUGUGUCAAACUCCAAAGCUAAUAGCAGUCUGAGUUCCAACACUAAUAAAACCGCCAGCAAUGUAGUUUUAUCUCCAAAUGUCGACGGUUACGACAACAGCUCACUACAGUCACGCAUUACUGCGAAAAGAUCAAUGAGUAUUAUGUCCAGCGCCUCAAGCGCUUCAGAAAAAAGCUCACGCACAGACUCUUUUUAUGACAUUUCAACGGCUUCUUCACCAAAGACUAUGGAUUUGAGAGCCAUGAGCACAUACUCGAAUUCCGACACAACGUUACCCCGUGUAAGUGUGGGAUCACACUGGCUUGCAAAAAGAGGGAGGUCGCCGGUUGGAAGAAGAGGGAGGCUGCCUCAAAGAAAUAUUAGCCGAAAACUUCUCAAUCACAGUUCGUCAGCAGCCCAAUCUGUCAUUCAAGAAGAAAGUUCAUUUGAUGACGAUAAUGCGGGUGACUUGGCUGAACCUGACAUUGUACCUCAGCUGGAUAGUCCCGACAUAAUGAAAGAACUGAAUGAUACGCCGUCCAAACCACAAACGCCAAAUUUGGAAGCUGAGCAUCCUUUAAUAGAUCGUCGGCCUAUACUUUUUGAAAUGGGUAGGUCGUUGAGUGGCGGUAGUAGUCGAUGGUCACACAAUUUUUCUGAAGAUCAACUACCACCGCCGCGUGGAGAUGAUGAGCAUUUAGAAUUGGGCAUUGCUGAUGACGAGGACAAUUCCUUGGAGGAUUGA
Molecule: messenger RNA, 2544 nt
Organism: Lachancea nothofagi CBS 11611
Lineage: Eukaryota; Fungi; Ascomycota; Saccharomycetes; Saccharomycetales; Saccharomycetaceae
Source: the annotation of a GenBank genome assembly